CUGAACACAGUUGUUGAUUUUUUGUUCUUCACUCAAUCAAACAUUGCUCUGUAUUCCAUCACUUCAAACGACCAAUCUACCUACCAACUCCACAUUUUUAAAAACUACACCACCUCAUCACCACCAUACAAACCGUCAUCAUGUCCGGAAACUCCAGUGUUGGCACUAGCGGCGUCUACGAGGCUGGCGACCAGCGUAAUGUCAAGAACUCCGAGCUUGACACCGGUGACCGCUUCCACGAGGGCAAGGAGCACUCCCACCUUGCCAACGACUCCAAGGAUGAGAGAUCGAUCGCCAACAGACUCGCUGCUGAGGAGAAGAAGCACCGCCAGGGUGAGGAGGAGGAUGAUGUUGAAACUCGUCAGUCCAAGAAGGACUCCACAUUGCCCGCGAAGAUGCACGGCAACGAACCUUCGAAGGGUGCCAAGAUUGAUCAGGAGCUCCAAGAGGAAGAUGAGCUCCGCUUGAAGCAGAAGACUGGCAAAUAAAUGGAUAUUGCGGAUAGUUUGAUUUUCGGGUCGGCGUUGGCUGGGAAGCAUGCAUAGAUGCGGCUGAUAGCAUGAAUAUCACAACUUUCGAUACAAAAACAAAUGGCGAGAGCUUACUUU
Molecule: messenger RNA, 608 nt
Organism: Colletotrichum destructivum
Lineage: Eukaryota; Fungi; Ascomycota; Sordariomycetes; Glomerellales; Glomerellaceae
Exons: 3
Coding region: 141-488 (115 amino acids)
Source: RefSeq, a predicted model, not a curated record